AUGGCGAGGCAAGCGUCCUUGCGGGGAAGGCGCGAUGCCUUCAUGUCACAGGCGCGCAUGCUUGUGGCGUUCUGCAUCGGGGGAUUUAUUCUGCUGUCCAGUGGAGGCGCCGCUGCGAACAAUGUUAUCGGUGAACGUGUGCGCCGAGAGCAGGUUGGAGAGAUCGAAGAAAUCCUUCAUGGAAUCGUUGCAAAAUGCCAAGUUGCCUCUGGAGGCGGAAGCGCUGAGAAUUCUACCCUGGUCACGCUGUCGAAGAAGAGGGGGUUGACCACGACAGUACACUGUGCUGAUAACGGUACAGAGAGUGUCCCCAAAUCACUGGAGAAGGUGUGUAUAUCGAAGGCAAACGAUACUAUAGACACGUGCUCGAAAACAGAGACGGACGACGGUGAAGGCGAUCGAGUGGCGGGGUUGAAUGCGAUCUUGGAGCACGGGGACGAUCUAACAUGGGCAACAGUGAGUUCCCUGCCCCAGGAAAAAGGCAAAGCCUGGACAUUGACACUGGAGGAAGCCAACCUUCCUUUUACCGAUAAAUCUUUCUUUGUUGGUUGCAAGGAGCAAUCCAGCGGGACAAAGUCAUGCAGGGUCGAUGUCACAGUUCAGGCGCGUCCCUCCUCUGUCGUGGAUAACAUCGUCACGUGCGCGUAUGGCGCUGAGAGCAACCCUAAUAUCCUGAAGGUGGACCUGAGGAAAGAAAGAAACACCCUGGUGCUGGCUUGCGGGAAGGACGGCUCCGUGGUGCCCGCGUCGUACGACACGAAAUACUGUGUCGACGACAAGCUAUCCGAGUGUGAGAAUAAAUACGAAGAUCUCUUCCCCAACUACGCAACGGCUUGGUGGUCGAAGGAAACCGACAAGAGUAGCCCCAUGAAGUUGACAGUCCCCAAGGAGGGCUUCCCUUCGGAAGAGAAAACGUUCUAUAUUGGAUGCGCUGCAACUUCCGUCAAGAAAUCGGGGAUUGUAGGUGCCUCUCCGAGACCUGAGGUUGAGUCGCCAGAAGGAACCACGGACUGUAGGGUGAUGGUGACGGUAACCGCCGCGGGCUCUGCUGUGGCUGGGAGUCUUCAUGACCAAGUCUUUGCUGCAGCAUCUGCUGCUGUGGCCCUGACUAGUUUCCUGGCUGGCGCGUUUUGA
Messenger RNA from Besnoitia besnoiti, 1134 nucleotides. Its product is annotated as SAG-related sequence. Gene Ontology annotation, cellular component: membrane. The record is from RefSeq and is a predicted model, not a curated record. The coding region runs from base 1 to 1134 and encodes 377 amino acids. The transcript has a single exon. NCBI's taxonomy places the organism in Eukaryota, Apicomplexa, Conoidasida, Eucoccidiorida, Sarcocystidae.